UUCGAUUGUCAGUUUCUGUAUAGAAAUGUCAUGUAAACAGUACUUUCCGUUCGCUAAUGGGUUUAUUGACCUUUCUUAGUUAACAACAGCAAUAAUUUUAUCAUAUUAGUUCUGAUUUUUUGUAAAGCCUCGAAUAGUAAUUUAUGAAGUGCCACUUUAUGACUGUGAAACUAUGAGUACCUUUAAUACUUUAUUAAGAAAAGCUUCCAGCUUAUUGAAAAUAGGUGGAUUGGAUGCUUCACCUCAAAAAGUUCCUACUGAUGGCGAGAUUAUAUUUUGCAAGAAUAAUGUAUGUGUGCAUCCUCCAACUUCAUUUAGAACAGAUGUUUCUCAUCAUCCUGGUUACCUUACUAUUCGUGAGCAAGUAGAUGAGGUAUUAGGUUCAACCCUUAUUUUAACUUGGAUUCCUAAUGCAACACUUAAGAAAAAUCCACAUAGUCUAGAAAACAAGACUCCUGAAAGUUCACCUUGUCGAAGUUCUUUUAGUAGCAAGUGUCCUAGCCCUACACCUAGUGGAAAAUCACCAUUUCAUCAUUCUCUUUCCUAUAGCAACUCAUUGUAUUGUGGAAUUGAAAGGUCAAGUGAUAAUUUAAAUGAAUCUCCUUUUAAGGUAUUGGAAAGCCCUGUAUUUGAAGAUAGCAUGGAACGAAAAAGCAUUAGCUCUACUAUUUCUGACAUGGGGAGUCCCAGAGAAGACUAUGGCAGUUUAGAAAGUUUUUCAAAUAGUGAUCAAACAGAAAUGACAGCAUCAACUAGCUCUCAGUUGAUGUCAACCGAUUUUAAUGACUUGGAGAAUUAUGAACCACCUUCUGAGGAAAAUAAACUAGAUACACAAUCAGAAGAACCCAAGAAAGUGUCUGCAGAUAGCAAUAAUGGUGAUUUACAAAGCCAGACAGAUUCUGGCAUUGGACCAGAAGAAGUUGUGGCAGCUCUUGAGAAAAUGAUUUGUGGCCUUAAUGAUAUUAAUGAUUCUAAAGAAGAUUCCAAAUCAAAUGACUGCAACGUUUAUGAAACUGUUGAAAAAAAAGAUGACAAUACUAAUUCUCAACCUGUUAGCAAUAAUGAUUUUACUUCAGAUGAACAUUGUUCUAAUAAUGAAAAUGAAAAGAGAUCAGAAAUGCAUUUAGAUCUCUCACAAAACCUUAAUGAAGGUAUGGAAAAAUCUCCUGUCCUUCCGGAUGCUCCUGAUAUAAAUAUCAGUUCUUACAGUCCUGGUGGAAGUAGUUCAACAACACCUACUACUUCCAACAGAGAUCCUGAAAGUUUUCCUUCUACUCCUGGGGAUUCUCCUCCUCCAUCACCUAGGGAUAAAAUUUCAAAUCUAUUCUUUGUUGAAGGAACACCUGAAUCACUUGCUCAUGCUCAUAAUUUGAGCUUUCCAGAUGACAGCUCGCAAACUGCCAGUAAAAUUUCCAGGAGAGAAAGAAGUUGUGGAGUUUAUUCCGUUGAUCUAAGUCAAAUGCGAUCCUUGCGCCUUUUUUAUAGCAAUAAAGAAUGUACUUGUGGUCAACUAGUCAUAGCUAGUCGGGAAAGUCAGUACAAAAUUCUUCAUUUUCAUCAUGGUGGUCUUGAUAAAUUGGCAAAUGUUUUUGAAGAAUAUGAUUUUCUUGCAAAAUCAAAAAAUAAAGUUAAUGACAGCUGUCCUUAUAGACAGUUUUCUGUUUGUCGUCCUGAAGUUUCUGCAGCUGAAUGUCAUCCUGAAGAAGGUAUAUAUAGCGUAGUUGAUGAGCAGAGGUGGCGAAGUUUCAUGAGUGAGGAUGGAGUUGUUGAAGAUGAGCUGCAAUUAAGAAAAGAAAUAUUUUUUGGUGGAUUGGAUCCAAAACUGCAUAAAGAAAUUUGGCCAUUUUUACUUCACUAUUACAGUUUUCAUUCUACUUUUGAUGAAAGGGAACAAAUUAGAAAUGACAAAUAUAUUGAAUAUCAGGUUAUCAGACGUAAGAGGGAUCAGAUGACCCCAGCUGAACAAGAUAUAUUUUGGCGCAACAUUCAGUGUACUGUAGAAAAAGAUGUUGUCCGAACUGAUAGAACUCAUCCUUUCUUUGCUGGUGAGGAUAAUCCAAAUAUAGAGGUUAUGAAAAACAUUUUGCUUAAUUAUGGCUUUUAUAAUCCCAAAAUUGGAUAUACACAAGGAAUGUCAGAUCUGUUAGCUCCAAUUCUUGCUGCUGUUCAGGAUGAAUCAGAGGCUUUUUGGUGUUUUGUUGGUCUUAUGCAAAGAACAAUUUUUGUGACAUGCCCUAAAGAUUUUGACAUGGAUGUAAAUUUGAGUUACUUGCGAGAAUUAUUCAGAGUGAUGAAUGCAAAGUUUUAUAAUCAUUUGGUUGCUGCUGAUGCACUUGAUCUUCUGUUUGUUCAUCGAUGGAUAUUGCUUUGUUUCAAAAGAGAAUUUCCCGAGUCUGAAGCUAUGAGAAUGUGGGAAGCAUGCUGGGCACACUAUCAAACAGAUUAUUUUCAUCUUUUUAUUUGUAGUGCCAUUGUUUCUAUUUAUGGUGAUGAUGUCAUAUCACAGUCUUUGAGAGCAGAUGAAAUGAUGGUUCAUUUUAGUAGUUUAGCCAUGCAUAUGAGUGGAGAUCUAGUUUUGAGGAAAGCCAGAGGUCUGCUUCACCAAUUUCGUUUGCUUCCAAGAAUACCAUGUACAUUAUCCAGGUUGUGUGAAUUAUGUGGCCCUGGAAUGUGGGAUAGUGGGCAUGUCCCUGUCAUUGACUGCUCAGGAGAUCAUGGUGAUCAUUCUUGUCCUUAUGGUGGUCAAGAUCCUUCCCUCAGAGUAUUAUAAAGUUUACUGUUGUAGAAUUGUGACAAAGAAAAAAUGAAUUUUCAUGAAAACUAAGCAUUGAGUACUUCUGUGUUCAAGAAUGAAAAAGUGUAAAUAUUUUGGUGUAUGGAUUUCAUGUUAUGUAACUUUAUAUAUUGAUGUUUAUGACUGGGAUGCAUUUCUGAGAAAUUGAUCUAUUUAAAAUCUAUGAAAGUAUAGGAUUUUUUUUUUAGUAUAUGUUGUUCUAUCUGUAGAAUUUUAGUGAAUGUACUUUAUUUGUGUAAAUAAUAUGUUUUAUGUAUGUAACUGUCUUUUAAUACCCUGGAUCUAAUAUAGAAGUGUAAAAUAAUAAUAAUAAUAAACCCCAAAGGGCUGAAUGAAUGAUGUCUGUUUUUAAUAGUAAGACUAUGCCAGAUUUUAUGUGAAGCAUCUUCCAAAAUGUGUAUGUCUAUGUUUGAAAUCUGUAAUUCUCUAACAAAUUUAAUUUACUUUGAGAAUUUUAACAUAGAUAUUAUAAGGUUUUAAGAGUGCCAAGGUUUGAUUUUCAGCCUCGUUAAAAGUUAGCCAUAUAUAAUCGGUAAUAUAAUUUGGAUUUUACUUUAGUAAAUAUUGAUUUGAUGGAUUUUUUUUGUGCAAUAGCAUUUUUAAUAUUGCUAUAUAUUAGAAUUUACACACAUAUACAUAUGUAUUAAUGUAUUUUAUGAAUAUUGAGUUAAUAUAAAUGUGUUUUUAUAGUAUUAAAUUUUAUUUUUUGUUGAUUAUGAGGAAAUAUAUAAAUAUUUA
Molecule: messenger RNA, 3532 nt
Organism: Argiope bruennichi
Lineage: Eukaryota; Metazoa; Arthropoda; Arachnida; Araneae; Araneidae
Gene: TBC1D16
Product: TBC1 domain family member 16-like
Exons: 13
Coding region: 173-2770 (865 amino acids)
Biological process (GO): activation of GTPase activity
Cellular component (GO): early endosome
Molecular function (GO): GTPase activator activity
Source: RefSeq, a predicted model, not a curated record